AUGAUAUCAAAGUGUUAUUCUUACAGUCAGUUUGUUUUUUCUACUUGGACGCUAUGGCAGAUUUUUCUCCGUCAGAUACUACACGAGUUAUUUGUCAUAGCGUUCAUGUAUUUUUUCCCUAACUACAUUGCAAGAAGUUUUUGCCCGUCAUAUUACGUAGUGUCUUUUCCUUUUGCAAACGACCUUUAUGAAUUAAACUCCAGCUUUAUCAAAUUGAACUUCAUCUUCGAGCACGAUAUUAAGUAUUAUCCACCGAGGGGUCAUUUUCUUUCUGUACUGCUAAAACUCGGUGCUGACCAGUCGUGAUCUUCAUCUUGUGUGGCACAUUCACAACACAAAUUUUGGAACUGUUUUAAAGAACUGCUUUACGGACAAAAAGGCUCAUCUUUUCGCCUGCAGUUUCAAGCAGGAUCAACAUUGCUGCAUGCGGUGCCCGUCGUCGUAUCUUCAAUGCAACAACUGGUCCUCUCGCUUCGCCUAAAGGAAGCAGGUCCGUCAGCUGAAGGCUUGUUGCUGUUGUGUGAUAUUUUUGCCACAGCAGCA
Molecule: messenger RNA, 543 nt
Organism: Amoebophrya sp. A120
Lineage: Eukaryota; Dinophyceae; Syndiniales; Amoebophryaceae
Source: the annotation of a GenBank genome assembly